Acipenser ruthenus (sterlet) is the source of this 4620-nucleotide messenger RNA. RefSeq names its product rho GTPase-activating protein 17-like. The record is from RefSeq and is a predicted model, not a curated record. Bases 318 to 2996 code for a protein of 892 amino acids. The transcript has 20 exons. Gene Ontology annotation, molecular function: protein binding; GTPase activator activity. Gene Ontology annotation, biological process: positive regulation of GTPase activity; regulation of actin cytoskeleton organization; regulation of Rac protein signal transduction. Lineage: Eukaryota; Metazoa; Chordata; Actinopteri; Acipenseriformes; Acipenseridae. Gene Ontology annotation, cellular component: cytosol; cytoplasm; intracellular anatomical structure.
AUCACAAGCUAACACGUUUCAGUACAGGGAAGUGGAUACUGCAUUCACUUCCUGCCAUAGAGAUUAUGCUUCCUGCUAGCUCAGCUAAGGCGUGUUUAUGCCUCAGCUAAGCUUCACUGCAGAGUAACCACCGGAGAGGGUACACAGAGGGAGAAACUGACCAGUUUUGCUGAAGAGGUGCAGCAGGACACCGCGAAAAGAGAUUACCUGCUGACAGGAUACAAUGAUACAUAAGAACUUCUCGACUCUAAUCUGAUAAAGGAUAUCACAUCAAAUUGUUCUCUCUUUUACACUGAGAAGGGAAAAAGAAAAGAAAAAUGAAAAAACAGUUCAAUCGGAUGAGGCAACUAGCCAACCAACAUGUUGGCAGGGCAGAGAAAACUGAGGUCCUAAGUGAUGACCUGUUGCUGAUAGAGAAACGAUUGGAUGUAGUGAGAGUGGUUUCCCACAAUACUCAGAAACGGCUGGUAACAUGUUUACAAGGUCAGAUUGGGACAGACGCAGAGAAGAGACAUAAAAAGCUCCCAUUAACAGCACUUUCACAAUGUAUGCAGGAAGGGGGUAGUCUGCUAGGUGAAGAGUCUCUUAUUGGUAAAAUGAUGGAAGCCUGCAGCGACGUGGAGAGCAAGCUGGCCAUGGAGCUGUCGCAGCACGAGGUGCAGAUAGAGAAGGACGUCCUGGAGCCACUGAACCAGCUCGCAGAGGUGGAUAUUCCAAACAUCCAGAAACAGAGGAAGCAAUUGGCGAAGAUGGUACUGGACUGGGAUUCAGCUCGAGCCAGGUGGAACCAGGCUACCAAGUCCAUCAUUUCAGGAACCAAUUUCCAAGCACUGACAGCCAAAGCAGAGUCACUCAAAGACGAAAUGGUUGAGGCAGGCAACAAAGUAGAGCUGUGCAAGGACCAGCUUGCAGCAGAUAUGUAUAAUUUCUUUUCUAAAGAAGGGGACUAUGCACGCUAUUAUGUAAUGUUAUUAGAAGAACAAGCAGAGUACCAUAGAAAGGCUUUAGCAGUGUUAGAAACGGUCCUGCCGACCAUCCAAGCCCAGCAAGAUUCAUGGACGGAGAAGCCAGCCUUCGGUACUGCACUGGAAGACCAUCUCAAACGCAGUAACCGGGAGAUAGCUCUGCCCAUCGAGGCCUGCGUGAUGAUGCUGUUAGAGACUGGCAUGAAGGAGGAGGGCUUGUUUAGGAUUGCUGCCGGACAAUCCAAGCUAAAGAAACUGAAAGCUGCCCUCGACUGCUCCACCUCCCAGCUCGAGGAGUUUUACUCAGACCCUCACGCUGUCGCCGGUGCACUGAAGUCUUACGUGAGAGAGUUGCCGGAGCCCUUAAUGACCUUCCACCUGUAUGAUGAAUGGAUCCAGGCAUCAAACGUCUCAGACCCAGAUAAGAAACUGCAGGCUCUCUGGGUAACCUGUGACAAACUGCCAAAGCCUAACAAAGCAAACUUGAGGUAUCUAAUCAAAUUCCUUGCAAAGCUAGCACAGGAAAGUGCCGUCAACAAGAUGACCCCUAGCAACAUUGCAAUCGUGUUGGGACCUAACCUGCUGUGGGCUAAAAAUGAAGGAACGCUUGCUGAGAUGGCAGCAGCUACUUCAGUCCAUGUGGUAACAAUUAUUGAGCCAAUCAUCCAGCAUGCAGAUUGGUUCUUCCCUGAAGAGAUUGAUUUCAACGUUUCCGGGAUGUUUGCCCCGAUUCCCAGCAAUCACACAAACCACCACGGGAGCGAGUUUGACUGUGGGACGCUGGAAAGGAAGAGGCCAGUCAGCAUGGCCGUGCUGGAGGGGGAUUUGAUAAGGAAAGACAGCUUGGGUGGUAAACUAUUGGAUCAGACUCCGCGUAGAGGAGGCACUCUUAAUAGAAAGCACACGUCCCCUGCCUUCCAGCCCCCCCUGCCCCCUGUGGAGCCUGGGGGGGUGCUGCCACAGCCUGUUGCCGAGCAACAGCUGCAGGCUCAGCCAAUGGGCGCAGGCCCUGAGAUCAGCCAAUCAAGCUGUGCUCAGGGUCAGCUUUCUAAUACUGCAGCAGAGCCACCAUUAAUACCAGUAACUGAGGAAUCCAGCUCUUCAAAACCAAAAGACACGGCGUCCACACCUCCACCCUUGCGGAAUGGUGGCAAUGUUGCAGCUGCAGGUCAGAGCCAGCUUCACUCUGCGGGCACCACUGCCAACCAGCUGAGUGCAGGGCACACACAGAACACCACAGGGCCCAGCCCGCACAUGAUCAGGAGAGCUACAAAGAAGCCUGCUCCAGCCCCACCAAAACCUGGAAACCAUCCCCCUGCACAACCUGGCAGCCAAGGACCUCCUUCAGCAGCCAAUCAGCUGUUUACCCAGUCUCCCAAGCAAUCUGCUAGCCAGGGGACAGGCCAUUCACCUCCCAGCCAGCCCACCAAUCAGGGUUCAGUUCAGCCCCACUUUACUGCCCAGCCCUCUGUCCAACCACGCAGACAUUCGAGCAAUCCACUUACAUUCCAGGCCCCGAGCCAUCCUCCCCCACAGCCUCCAACCCAGGCCACGCCUCCAACACAGCCCAAAGCCUUCAGCCAGGCCACCGGGGGCUCCAGUGAGUCAGGACCAGAACAGUCUCCUCCCAGGACCCCCACACCUCCUGACACCCCUCCCUUAGUCACACACGGAGGGACACCUCCUCCAGCAGCAGCCAUCCAGCCUUCACCCACCAGUGGCCACGACAGCCCCCAGCUCUCCUCACCGUUCCAGUCCAACACCCUGCCCAGGCCGCGACCCGUACCGAAACCCAGACACAGGCCGAGCGUGCCCCCGCCACCACAGCCUCCUGUUAAUGAAAACUCCAACGGCAACGGCAACGCCAACACGGCUUCCAAAAUAAUCACAGAUUCCAGUAACACUGUGCAAGGGCAGCCUUGCAGCUUCAUCCCUGAGCUUCCUGUGGAACAAGUGACUCCUUUGGCCGGCCGAGAGCUUAAUCACCAGCUGCAGGACACUGACCAUGACACAGAGAGCACUGCGUUGUGAAGCAGAGCACUAUCACUUAAACCUCUCUCCAUUCUCGCAUGCUGAAAGCAAACCCUCUUCCGAAUUAUCAGAAUCAACAACUUCUCUAACAUUUCUGCAGCAUGCUUUCCAGUGAAUCGUGGCAGUACCUUUCAAACAUCGCCUGCACCUAAAUGCUACACCUGGGCCAUGGUAUAUCCUAGAUUUUGCUUUCGAACUGCAACAUCAUGGGAAUGUUGACUGUACUCUAUGAAAACCACUUGGCUGCAAAAGCCUUAUACAUAGGACACUUCAAUAUCUGUCGGUGUUGGGAUACAUUAGCAACAAUACUGUAGGUAACAAAAAUGCACUAUCCAUGCUGGUGGCUAUCAAACAGGCUACUGGAUAAAAAAAUAAUAAUAAUAAUAAUAAUUUAUGCCACUGUCCUGGAAUUCUUGUUUUUUCAUGGAACAUUGAGAUUAAUCUUUUUUUUUCCUUUUAAAGAAAAUGUGGUUUAAGACAGAAGAUGAUUUUGAAGAGACAUUCCCUCUCACUCUUGCUGCAGGAAAUAAAGUAAUAGAACAAAUAAAAAGUAUAAACCAAAAACUAUGCAUCUUAAGUUCUGCUGGCGACUGCUGGGUACCAGUUGUCAGUCGAUCUGUGGUUGAAUUCUAGUGCCUUCUUUGAUUGUUUUACGGUUUGUGGAUUGAACCUCCUUGUUCUUGUUUUGAAACCAUUUAAUUGCUAAGUUUUGUUUCUGUCUCUCUCUCUCACUCACUUUGUGUAGCAAUUUAAUAAUCAUUUAUUUUUAAAAAAUCACAUAAUAUUUCAUUCAUUUUAUAUACAUGAGUUCUGUGUAAAUAUGACUGGCCAAAUGUUUUUGUUGCUUACUUUAGAAAUUGUACCUAAUUGUUAGAGAUGUCUUGAAAAUUCAGAUUUGACUUUCCCUUUAAGAAAAAUGUUCAGUUACAAUAUUCAGUCACUAGGAGUUGUGCACUAUGUAAGAAUCCCAUUAGUGUUCAGUAAAAUCUUAAGGGAUUUUCAACAUCCUCCCCCCCCCCCCCCCCCCAAUCCAUCUACAAAUUCAUUUUUGCAUUUCAUUUACACAGAAAAAAUCCACUGAGCUGUUUUAAAAAGCUACAUCAUUUUGUUUUCUAUAGCAUACUUUAAAGCUGGGAUUACAAACUGAUUACUGACAAAUACAGUAUCUAAUUAAAACCUAGCAAUGAAGUGGUAGGGGACACAUUUAAGGAUGGAAAAGCUUCCAGUUUUCUCAACUUUUUUUCUGUUACUGGUAGCAGAGCAUAAAUGGUACCAAGGGCCAAAACUGUUUGUUUGUUUGUUUUGUUUCAAAGGCACCCUCAAAUUACGGUUUGUAUUUAAGUUAUCAUCAUGGCAAUCUAUAUAGGAUCUUGCUAACAUUACCUGUAACGAGUUGGCCCUUGCCUUGUCGCGGUUUCUGUUUAUAUAAAGUGCACUUCUGAUCCUGUGUCUUGUUUUGCAUACAGGACAAUUUGGUAAAGGCUUUGAAAUGAAACACUGAUACACAUCUAUGUUAUUUAGACUGAUCUUUUGGGCUCAGCAGUCCAUUUAUAACAAUAAAAUAUUCUGAAGAAAUGCUUAACAAUAUUAUAUUUCAAAAUAAAAUGAACCAUUGUUGCUCCAA